AUGUCUUUGAAGUGUAAACAGUGUGGCAAGUGUUUUAGCCAAUCAGGAAACCUAAUGCGUCAUGAGAGAUUUCACACUGGGGAAAAGCCUUAUGAAUGUCAACAGUGUGGAAAGCGUUUUCGCCGAUCAGGAGACCUGGGGACUCAUAAAAGAGUUCACACUGGGGAAAAGCCUUAUAAAUGUAAACAUUGUGACAAGUGUUUUAGCCGAGCAGGAAACCUAAGGACACAUAAAACAGUUCACACUGGGGAAAAGCCUUAUGAAUGUAAACACUGUGGCAAGUGUUUUAACCAAGCAGGACACCUAACGCGUCAUGAAAAAGUUCAUACUGGGGAAAAGCCUUACGAAUGUAAACAGUGUGGUAAGUGGUUUAGCGAACCAGGAACACUAAGGAUUCAUGUAAGAGUUCACACUGGGGAGAAGCCAUUUGAAUGUGAACAGUGUGGCAAGUGUUUUGCUCUAGCAGAAACGCUAAAAAUUCAUGAAAGAGUUCACACUGGAGAAAAGCCAUUUGAAUGUAAACAGUGUGACAAGUGUUUCAGCCUAUCAGGAGCCCUAAAGAGACAUGAAAGAGUUCACACUGGGCAAAAGCCUUACGAAUGUAAACAGUGUGGCAAGUCUUUUAGCCAAUCAGGAUGCCUAAGGGUUCAUGAAAGGAUUCACACUGGGGAAAAGCCUUACGAAUGUAAACAGUGUGGCAAGUGGUUUAGCGCAGCAAUAAACCUAAGGAAUCAUGAACGAGUUCACAGUGGGGAAAAGCCUUAUGAAUGUAAACAGUGUGGCAAGUGUUUUAGUGAAGCAGGGAAGCUAAAGGUUCAUGAAAGAGUUCAUACUGGGGAAAAGCCUUAUCAAUGUAAACAGUGUGGCAAGUGUUUUAGUGUAUCAGGAACUCUACGGAGACAUGAAAGAGUUCACACCGGGGAAAAACCUUAUGAAUGUAAACAAUGUGGAAAGUGUUUUAACCGAAGAGAUCUACUAAAGAUUCAUGAAAGAGUUCAUACGGGGCAAAAUCCUUAUGAAUGUAAUGUUUUGGUGAAGCAGGAACCCUGAAGAAUCAUGGAAAAGUUCAUACUGGGGAAAAGCCUUAUGAAUGUAAACAUUGUGGCAAGUGUUUUAGUCAGUAGAGCGGUUUUAGGAGGCACGAAAACGUCCACAGUAGAAAAAUGUCGCAUAAAUGUGACAGUAACAAAGGUCCGUUUAGACGUGUUCAUUGUAGGCCUAAGAGAGGAGGUAGUAAUAUAAGGUCAGGAUUGACUAGCAACACACUGUCACCAAGAGAAACUGGUGACAGUGUCAGUAUGAAUGGUCAAUCAGUCAUCAUUGAGAAACACAGCUGUUGGAUUUGUCAAGAGGAGAUGAGUAUUGAGGCUCUUCUUCCUUAA
This is a messenger RNA of Porites lobata, 1382 nucleotides long. The record is from the annotation of a GenBank genome assembly. NCBI's taxonomy places the organism in Eukaryota, Metazoa, Cnidaria, Anthozoa, Scleractinia, Poritidae.